Messenger RNA from Rana temporaria (common frog), 9911 nucleotides. It is a transcript of the gene CFAP54, whose product is annotated as cilia and flagella associated protein 54. Bases 68 to 9490 code for a protein of 3140 amino acids. Gene Ontology annotation, biological process: cilium assembly. The transcript is spliced from 69 exons. The record is from RefSeq and is a predicted model, not a curated record. NCBI's taxonomy places the organism in Eukaryota, Metazoa, Chordata, Amphibia, Anura, Ranidae.
GUGCUGCGCGGCUGACAGUGUAACGGUUGCUAGGGAGACCGUUCCCUAACAACGCUUUCAUAUACAUAUGACCGCCGUGCACGCUACACGAGAGGCGAUCAAUAUGGAGCCCUUACCGGCCACGUUUUAUGGAAAUGUAGACCAAAAGAAUCCGGUGAUCGCCACGUUUGAAAACGAAAUCAAGCAGCUGCUUGGCUUUAUGAGAAAGCUGCAGAGAUCGUCCCUGGGAGACACACAGCAGGAGGAGCACAGGAAGGGAUCAAGUACAUUGUUUCAUAUUUGGGUCAAGUAUAAACCACGACUGCCAGCCUGGUAUUAUCAAGAAAAGCUUCUUAAGGUUGGAGAUAGCCUUGUUCAGAUCACAGAAUAUAAACUGGCACUCUUUCAGUGCUACGGCCGCUAUCUGGAACAGUUUUGCUCAGCUGACAUUGAUGAAAUUACAGAUGUAGAAAAAUUUAAGGCUACAUUUUUUCCAUCUGGAACGGAUGACAAAAAUGCUGGUUUGACGUUCCAUGCCCUGCAAGGCAGAUGUAUUUGCAUGUACCAGUUGGUGAAGACCAGUGAUGCUAAUCUUCAAAACCAGGAAUCUGUAAAGAAAUGCCUUAGAAUUUUGUCUUUUCUACAACUCAUCAUGCAGGUUGUCCUUCCACAGGAACAUCUCUGUUGGUUGAUUUUUAAUGGUACCCUUCAUAUAUACACAAUAUGCAGACACUUAAUGGUACUGGGACAUUCAUCACAGGCUCUAGAGUUCCUCUUAUGGGCAAGUGUGUGUAUGGAAUCAUCAGUUCCCCUGCUGUCACUUCACUACCUGAAAUGGAGGGCGACACUCUACACUGCUGUGUGCCAGUGCUACUUCGACUGCCGAGAAGGAGUUCAUGGAGAGGUGUUUGCUCGUCGUGCUCUCAGUAAGAUAAGUGAGCUUAGUCAGCUUGAAAACAUGAGUGAUUCUUCCUACAAUGAAGGAGCAAAGAAAGCUUUUAAAGAGUCGACUCUUAAGAUGGCAGUGAUGAUCUUCAAAAGAGCUGUGUUUGAGUCCAGAAGAAAACCAAAAGAAAUUCUUCGCCCAAAACUAAAGAACAAUCUAAAGGAUGCAGAAAAGUUACCAUGGCCCCGUACUAACACAGAACGGCUACUAGUAGAGAUGUUUGGUAACAAUGCCGCCCAGUUCCUUGCUAUCGUUGAAGCCCUGACAGAUAGUAAUAGACGAGUGCUCCAGGCUGGACCACCUUUGCCCGAUGAACCAGAGAUACAUGAUGUUAUUGCAGAACUAUUUUUUGCAGGCAUUGAUAUCCUUUCAGGUGGAGGAGUCAAACCUGAGCGUGGUACUCCGGGUAAUAUCCAGGCUGAAUUGGGAAGAUUGCUGAAUGACUGCUCACUUUUGGAGCUAGCUGUGGAAGAAAAGAAUGCAGUCUCUGCCGAAGCUGUUGUGAAAUUUUCAAAGUUAGCAUUUAGCUAUGAACACUGGGAAGUGUUCGAUGCCAUUAUGCCUCCAUUAUACACCUUCCUACAGACACAGGAAGGUGAAAAAUGGAAGAAAGAAGAAAUGGUUCUUAGGAUACUACUUGCUGCUGAGCCUUUGUUGUCUGGGAAAAAGCAUACACACGGUUUAAUAGCCAAAGAUGAUCAAAAAUCAAGAUCAGAUAUUCCUAAUUAUCUAAACAUUUUUGGACUUCAAGGUGAAUCUGUAGAAAACAAGAGUCCAGAUGAUUACGUUAGACUGGCGGAAACGCUCUAUUGCUGCAUUUGUAACUCUUUACAGGAUCUCCAGCCUGACAGGGAUGUUGUAAUUGAUGUUAUUUUAUUUCUGUGGCAAAAAUGCAAGACGGGAGUGCAGAGAAUGCAUACUGGCGCAGUUGAGGGAUCCAAAUUUACACAAAAGUGUGAAUUGAACAGCAAGUGGAUCUAUAUCCUUUGUCUUGUUUAUGAAGUGAUGCAACAAUCCAGCAUUAUGGAUACUGAUGCUGUUAUACUAGGAGAAGCUGCAUUGCGAUUGGCAGGAAUUGCUGAAACCUUGGCCGAUACCUCUAGGAAAUAUGGAAGAAAGUCAGACAGGUCAAAUGAAAAAAUGAACAUGGACUUGAGUAAUUCAAGAAAUAGACCUGGUUUUCUUAAGAAAACACCAGUUAUGCAGCUGAUCUUUGCAUAUGAAACCCUAGACAAGGCAAUAAAAGGAUUGUCAAUGUCACGUUCAAAAGGCUCUGUAACAAGUGGCGAAGUGGUGGACCACUAUAUCACAAGGCUGGGUGUAAAGAGACAGCAUGAAAAUAACACAGCUGAAGUGCAGAGAAGCUCCUCCAAGUCACUCACACAUAACGUGACGAUGAUGGAUUUACAGCUUGAGCUAAUUGUGGCUCAGCACUGCGUGUCAGUCAAAAUCCUCAAUUGUCUACAAGUGGAUGGUGAACAGAUGAGAUUGUCUAAAAACUGCAACCAGAAAAAAAACAGUGAGCCUACAAGUUUCUACACAGAAUCGGAGAUAAUUGACAUUAUCAGCAAGAAUAACCUGUCCAAAGCCAUAUUUUUAAUGCAAAAGGCAGUACUAUUUACUAAGGGACUGGACAGUUCUCCUAAUAAGCUUUUGGAGGAUUCAGAGAAACUGAUUCAACAGGCUGACGCUGAAGAAAAUGCAGUCUUUUUAUCUUGCGUUAAACAACCAGAAUCUAAAAAUGGGAAAUUGAUCAUUCCUCCUCCACCCAUUUUAAUUCGCAGAACAGAACAUUCAAUGGUGUUUAAGCCAGCUCCUUUCACAUCAGACAUUAAGGUGUCUUGGUACUGCCUAUUUGGACGCUGUGUUACAGGACCCAGUUUAAAAGUAAGGCUAAAUGAUCACCAUCUUCCUGGGACAGGAGUAGAGGUUCCAGCAAAUGGAAAUAAUUUAUUGGAGGCUAGGGGCCUGAAAAAAAAUGAGAGGUACAUUUUUGCUGUAGCAGCAUAUUCAAGAGAUGGACGUCUCAUUGGGGAUUCAGUUGGAGAAACCACUAAACCAAUUCUUGCCUUUCCUCCUCUGUCUGUGCCUGCCACAUGGGCCUACCUAGCACAGAGCGCGUAUCAUGUUGGCAACUAUAAAGUAGCUAAGCGGGCCUGCUCCGUGCUAUGGAACUACUUUGUUUUGUCACCAGCGCCUUCAUCUACUGAUCUGGCUAUAUCACAAAACAGGGAAGGUUAUAUACAUCAGACAAGUUUGUGUAAUGAUACCAUAUCAAAGUCUUCUCCCAUACUGCUGCAACUAUUCCUUGGAAGUAUUUUUACAGUGAGUGAAAUAAACAUAAAAGAAGGAGCACUCUUUUGUGACUCGCUUUGUGAUGGAGGUGUUCUUCUCAAGGGGCAACUUUGUCGGAUAGCUGAAUGCGAAAGAUUGUUAGUGGCUCUUGAUGUUAGUACCUUGCUGAGCGAUGCCAACUAUGCCCUUCAAGCUGUUGUUCAAUGCUAUGGUCUGAUUGCUCCAGUAAUCUAUCACAGAAUCCCUUCUGUUCCAGUAGUGCAGAUCCUAAUUAAAUGCUUGGCAGUUUUUCAAGAGAUCCCCAGCAGCACUUGGCAGAAAAAACAGGCUGGUGUAACAGAGGGCGUACUGCACAUGACAGCCUGCAUCGUGUAUUAUGUAGCCAAGGUGCUUCGUUCAUGGGAGGAAUAUGAAAUAGCAGCUUCUGUAAUAGAAACUGGGAAAAAGUUACUUGAUGUCACAGAAAGCACAGCAAACUGUGUCCAAGCAUAUCAGUCAAAAUUAAGUGAUGACCUUGAAAAAGCAAAGGAUGGGGGAGAAAAAGGAGAAAAAGAAAAGGGGUCCUUUCCCAAAAAGCAUCAAAAAAAGAAACUAAUUAUUACGGACAAAGUUAAUGAACAAUUGACUGCCCUGGAACAAGAUCUUCUAAAAUUGACUAAACCAGUAACUGGAACAGAGCUCACUGGACAAGAGGAUCCUAUACUUCUUUAUUCAGUAGUAACAUGUUGGACUCCAAAUGCAGCUUUUAAACAAAUCAUGAAAUUUAAGAAAAAAUCUCGUUUCCUGGAAUUUAUUGUUCAGUUGUUGCAGCGAGUUUUAUCAGAGGAAAAGCAUCAGAAAGUACUUGAGUGGUCUACAGCUGUGCUUGACUAUUUGAAAAGGAGGAAUCAAAGUAUUCUUGGAAAAAAACAAAGUGAUCCAGCAGAUGAUGUGCCAGUAGCAAAUGAUUCUUUUAGGAGACACACAACAGCCCUUGUUGGGGAUCAGAAGGAACAGGCUUCAUCAACAGUCAAGCAGACAACAAAGCAAAAUGUGGCAAAAAGAUCAGAAAAUGUCAAAGCACAGCCAAAAAAGAAGACUCGGAGCUUGCAUCCUCACAAACUUUCAGGAGAAGAGCUUGAAAAAAAAGCUUUUACAACCUUGACCGUACUGCUGACACCUAUUGUUGGUAGAUAUAUAAAACGUAAAAGACUUGUACAAGCCAGCAUAGAAGAAAUGCCAUGGAGAGCUCAAAUGAAUCUAAUCCUGGCACUAACUCACUUCAGCUUGUUUAAGAAAAAGCUUAGUCAGCUGUGCCGUGAAGAGCUGGUGUGUACCCAGAGCAAUCACAGACUUCUAGAUCCUGAAUUAUUCACUUUGCAUCAUGCUGGCACUGUCGUCAUGGCAACUGAAACAAAAGCUGCGGAUGAGCAAGUGUCUAGCCCAGGUCACCUUCAUCCCUCACUUAAACUAGAUCUUCCACCAGAUGCCAAGCUAACGGAUUCAGCUGACUAUUCAGAGCCGAGUACAAAUCGAAGUGAUAUGGAUAUGGAUACUCCUCGCACUCAGAUGACCAAUGACACUGACACAUCAGUCCCAGCUAUGAAAGAGCAAGCAACAUUAAACAUGUCUUCAAUUAUACUUUUGGAGCAUCUUGGGAAGGUUUUUGAUCAUCUUAAAAAAGCACUGGUUCUUGCACAUCGAGGAGGACACUGGACAUUACUUCAGAAUGUGUGUCGUGUACUUUGGAACCUCGUACUUGAAUUGCAGGUGACUGCCAAAGGAUUUGAUGCCACUAAAGGAUUUUUUCCCAUCACAAGGGACCUCCUGAACAGUGUAAUAUGGAUACCAUUGUACUUUGCAGCAGACUCAGUCCUUGACAUGAUACUUGUCCUGCAAAACACUGGUUCUAUGAAGGUUGUUGAUGAGAAUGAAAAAUUCAGUGUCCCCAGCUGCAUGGGUGGCAUUGCUGACGAAGAAGGUGGAUCAAAUCUUACUUUUGAAUAUCCGCUUGAUGAUGUCACAGUAAUUGAUAUGCGCUGGACAUGUGAUCUGGUUCUAAAAGCUAUAGAAGUUUUAUAUCACAUGAAAAGAUGGAAAGCACUGGUUCAUGUAGCAAUUCAGUUCAAUACACUGACUCAUGAAAGAUUUACAGAGCAAGUAACCCCACUGUUGGUUCAUGCACAGAGAAUGUUAUCUGCCAUCCACACACCACUGGGCAAUAGUGAUGACAAGAUGCAUUGCAGGAAUUAUAUAGGAAAACAGCUUCAUGUUGGCACAGUGUGUAAUAAAGUGAGGAGUCCUGGAGCAGAUAUUGAUCGGAAGGGACACAUUGGUCAUUCAGAUGGUAGACAACUUAAGACACCUUUAUGUGUCCCACUGGAUGUGAUGGACACAUUUUCUUGCUUCCGUGAUAGUCUUCAGGAAUCAAAAUAUUCAAGCAGAGCACUUAAACACAGCAGAAAACUACUGAUGUUAUUUCUUGCUUCCAGCCAAGACUUGAAUUUACACGAAAGACAGAGUGGUCUGCACAUCUCCUAUGGAAAAGUUGGUUUCUCUGCGGGGGCAAUGCAAGCUCACCGGUCUGUCCCUCCAGACCUUUCAGAAGAAGAAUUUCUCUCUACGUGUUCUAUUGAAAACAAGCCAAUCCCUUCUUCACAACUUUCAGUUGUUAUAACUUCCUAUGACAAGACUAUUGAAAUCCUCCAUUCGGACAGACAGCAGAGCCUUAAAGCACAAGCCCUCAAUGAACUUGGCAAUCUCUAUCUGUAUGCAGGGAAUAAAAGAGCUGCUUUCAAAUGCUGGUGUCAAGCCCUUGAUGAAACGCUCAACAUGUCUGAUGCUCUUAAUUCAUGGCAAGAGCUUGAUGGCUCCCCAGACAGCAUAAGCAGCAAAAGAUCUAAAGAUUACAGUAAGAGAUUUUUAUCCCAAGCAGGGAUUUGGGGUUGUUUGCUGGCUGCUGUCAUUGCUUCUAAAAUGUCUCGUUACAUCUUGACAUCAAAUGUCAGAAAGAGAACAGAAUGCUGCCUGUUCUCAGCUUUACUUUUCAAGUCACUGUUUUACGUGUCCCUGCCUCAUCCAGAUGAAGACCUUGAUUAUGCAUUAUAUGAGAUUGGGGAAGGAUGUGACAUAACUGAACUUAUUCCAGGGAUUGACCUGUUUUCUGAUCGACGCAGAGCAGAUGUCAACACUGUUGUCUCUAGUCUGGGUUUUCUCAUUUCAGAACUUCAGUCAUUUGCUCAAAAUAUCAUGGUUUUGCCAUUACUUACUUUGUACCAGUAUUUUGCUUCUACAAUAUGCCGUGACCCUGUCAAAUGUGUGGAAGGAAGGCUUUUAAAGAUUAAAGCGCUCACAGAUUUACACCUAUUUGCUGAGGCACUCCAUGAACUUUUGCUACUUAGUAAUGGAGAACGAAUUCCCAAACGACCGCAUGAAGGAUUCUGUCCUGGGAAACCAUUGGCAAAUGUGAAAUUCUCACCCUCAAAGACCCUCCUCUACAAUGAAAACCUACAGGCUAUUGAAGAAGUCCUCAACGCAACACCCAGCACACGUCUACUCUCUGUGUGUGAUCAAGCAGCUGUAAACAAGCUAACAUUGGCUAAAACACAUUUUCUUAUCAAGUUGGCUUCAACGAUUAAUGUUAUUCCUGAAGUGGUAAAGAAGUCUGAUGGAUUUGUGACUGAGGAAAGCACAAAGCAACAAGACACCACGAACUCAAAAGAUGGGGAUGAUUCACAUGUGCAACUAGCUUCAAAGCAAGAUUUCACCCUAUCAAUGCUAAAGGAUAUUUUGUUAAAUGAGGCUGAAAAAAAUCUGACAUCAGUUCUUCAGGAUAUUGAAAUAUUAUGCCAGAGCCAAUUCUCGGAGUGUUCCGCAGUGUACCUGGAGAUGGCAAUUCAGACAAAACUUCAACUUUCUGAAAUAGCACAGCAGAGGCAUCAUACUGCAGUAAGUGUGGCCAUGGCAUUUUCUGCCCUGAAGAUACUUCAGGAAGCAAAGAUUCUUACAGACAAAUCCCAGAGUAAGAAUGGGCCUUCAUCACUUAACAGAUCCACUCCAAGGAAUGAUCAGACCAUUAACCAAGCUGUCAUCCAGCCUGAUGUUUCAGAAGCCAGGGAGCGCCUUAACAUGCACCUGUGGCUGCACUGUCGACUUUCUCUUGUCAGAGCCCUUGUAAAGCAGAUACAGGGCAUAGCAAUAAAAGACCAGGACAUGCUUGAUAGCUCAGCUCUAAUAACUGAGGGCAUUGUAGAGUCGGAAACACUCCAUGACUAUGAGAUGCAGGCUCAGUUCAUGCUACAAGCAGCUUUCCUUGAUAUUCAAGAGAGGCAUCCCAAACAAGGUGUUCAGCUGCUCCUACAGAGUAUAAUUCACUUGCUGCAAGAAAAGCGGUUCAUUUCUCCCAUGGCACAGAUAACCCUUGCUCAGAGUUUGAUUCUUUCAGCUGACUUAAUAGAAAAUAAUGAGGAUCAGCAAUUGGUUUGGUCAAAGCAGUUAAACAUUUUCACUUCAGUCCACAAACUCACCAACAAACAACUUUCUUGUCUUGGAGAAUCCACAGAGCAUGAUAUAAAAAAUGCAUCCCUGCCACCUUUCAAGAAUCUCUACUUACCACACAUGUCUCUACUGGCUAAAACCAAAAUGAGGAUUGGACGAGUGUUGACUCUCCAAGCGUGUUCUCCAUCUGAAUCAUCUAUUAACCUGUCUGAGUUGUUGCCAUGUUUGAAUCUAUACAAAGCAGCUUUACAAGUGUGUAGAGGGGCCUCAUUUCGAGAAUAUGACUUGGAAGCAGAAUUGCUUUUUCUAAAAGGUAAGACCGAGCACCUGAUGUUUGUUCUUGGAGACAAUGAAAAAUCCAGAGCCAUCAAAUCCUUUUCUGAGGCUAUAAAUGUGAGCAGUAAUUAUGAUCAUAACUUUAGCCUAAUACGAAAAGCUUACCUGGAAAUAUCUCUAAUAUAUAUUCACAUGUCCAAUCUGGAUACAAACAAAAAUACUAUAACUCUUCGAACCACAAAAACACCAGAAACUCCCACAUCAAAAGGAAAGGCAGCUAAAGUGCUGGCGAGAUAUGGUGGUGAGAAAGUAUUGAGCCCAUUGGAAUUCUACAGAAUGCUGGCAUGGAUUGCAAUACGAACUGCUACACAGGUGGGGGAAGCCAUGUUGGCAUAUAAGCAGCUGAUUGGAGAAAGCAAUGUUACUGUGCAGACUAUUGAUCCCCAAUUACAUCAGAACAUACCAUCAUUUGCUUGUAUAGAUCUACUAGCAAAUUACAAGGCGUACUUACCAGGUUGUCAUAACUGCACUGAAAAACAGGAAGAAAAUGCAGGAUAUCGUGCAACAGGAAAGCUUAAUCUUCCCAUAGGAGAGCUGUCUUGGGUACAUAUCAUCCGCUAUCAGAAUCACCUAAUGAGGUUGAAGAAUAUUCUCACCCUGACAGGUUUUUCACAAAAAAACGAUGGGAAAGUGUCUACUAGCGACACAAUGUACACAUCUGUCUUUGGUAACGGGAUUACAGUACGCUAUGCAGGGAUGCACUUGUUCCUCAAGAAGUAUCUUUACUCUUACUCCACCUGCUGUGUGAUUGACUUCCCUGCUGAACUUCUCUGGGGACUGGAACACAAGUCAACAGUAUUUCACAUUCCAUCUAAGGAAAAUGCAGGAAGUAAAGAAUUUCAUCAGAAAACACCAGAGGCGGUGAAAUCUACUUCCAGCAUGUCAGCAGAUAGCAAAGCAGAAAGAGAACAAAUAGCAACACAUGCUUUAGACAAGGAACUUUGUAUGCAGUGUUAUUUUCCAUCUUUAGAAAGACCAGGAAACAAAAAUCCCAUGGUGUUGCUAAUGUAUGCCUACAACAAGCAGAAUAUCAAUGUUAGAGACCUUAGAAAGUGUGAUCCAAAAGAGCUUCAGUGUGGCUACAUUGGGAUUCCUUUGUCACGUGUCCUGUCACUACAAGAGAAGUUAAGUAUUCUAAGGCAGAAGGCGGAACUCUCUCUCAAUCCAGUAAGAGAUGUUUAUGGGGAACAGCAGAAAAGGUCUACUCAUACAGCUAAAGAGAGCCGUGACAGUAAACCGGUCAUGAUCACACAAGAAUUACAGACAUUGAUCUUGGAAUGCUGUUCUGAAGCUCAGUGUUUGCUUUCUUCUGCUUCUGAUCCUCAAUCGGUAACUCAGGCUCCAUUUGACAUCACUUUGCCAUCAUUAAUCAGGCUGGAGAGAGUCUUUGACCUGACUCACGGCUGUAUGUUAAUGAAGGGAAGCCUGUUAGAUUGGGUAAUGUCACAGUUUACCUGAGCUAUACUAUGUUGUCACUUUUACUUAUUUUGUUACCUUUUUUUCAGAUAUGUAAGAUUUUUAAACAUAUUUUCUAUUUUUUCUUGUGCUAGAUUUUUUCUGUGUAUAGCAAAAUAUAUCAUUUUAUAUUGCAUUGCCUACGGUAAAAUAUCUGAUAAAAAUCAAUCUUAAUGUUUCCCCUUUAAUUUCUGAAACCAGUAAUACAUUUUCCAACUGUAAAAAGUUCUAAUAAAGAAAUAAAAUUUGUUUGUGUAAUGUGGCAGUGCUUGAAGCAUAUUUGUCAUGGACCACUAUUGUAAAAAAACUAUCUGCGGUUAAUAUUUGUAUUGCUACCACGAGUGUUCAAGAGGUUGGAGCAAUAGUUUUUUUCUUAAGAUUUAAACCAUAUGAAUAAAAGGUGACUCUUAUAUACAAUCCAAAA